Molecule: messenger RNA, 457 nt
Organism: Cuscuta epithymum
Lineage: Eukaryota; Viridiplantae; Streptophyta; Magnoliopsida; Solanales; Convolvulaceae
Source: the annotation of a GenBank genome assembly
AGGAACGAGGCAGCAAGAGCACGUCUCAGAAGGAGAUAUAUUCUAGAUGAAAGAAGGAGAGGUUUCCGUACAAACAAGAGCGUCGAAGGUUCUUCACAAGAUGUAGAUACCAAAGGCAAAAAAAGUGUAGGGACAUCAAACGAAAGUGGGCUGCCAAACUAUGCAGAGUACUGUUAUACUCCUGCCCUUCACACAAGUGUCGAUGCAAAUACCAUGGACACUUCAGCAGGCCAUUACCUUCCACUCUCUAACAUCACAAAAAUCAUAUUAAACGGAAGUGGGAGCAACCAAACAGCCAAAGGGGAUGCGACUAAAGAAUCACAUUCCAAAAGAAGAUCUUCUUUACAAGAAAAACAUGGAUACCAAUUUCAAAGUGGAGCAUGCACUAUUCGAGAUCAGCAUUCUCAUACAAAUGUCGCUGCUAACAAACAAGCGGGAACCUCAACAAAUGCAAUCU